Molecule: messenger RNA, 1399 nt
Organism: Tympanuchus pallidicinctus (lesser prairie-chicken)
Lineage: Eukaryota; Metazoa; Chordata; Aves; Galliformes; Phasianidae
Product: biogenesis of lysosome-related organelles complex 1 subunit 3-like
Exons: 2
Coding region: 53-550 (165 amino acids)
Cellular component (GO): BLOC-1 complex
Source: RefSeq, a predicted model, not a curated record
CGCGACGCGCAGCGGCCGGGGCGAGCGUCACGUGACCCGGAGAAUCGGCGGUAUGGGGCCGAGGAAACGCGGGUCCUCGCGGGGCUGGGCGACCGUGGCUGCCCCUCUUUCCCCCACGCUGGUGCCGGGCGAGGCCUCGGAGAGCGACUCAGAGCCGGAGCCGGGGGGGAGCGCGACCGGGACCCUCGCAGCCGGGCUGAAGGUUCCGGGGGAGGCGUCGGAGACCGAGGAGGAGGAGGAGGAGGAGGACAGUGCGGCCCGAGUGCCGCUGCCAGGGGUGUCCCGGGAGAGCCCCUCACUGCUGCAGCAGCGCCUGGGGGCGGGCGAGGGGCGGCUGCGGGGCGCGAUGGCUGAGGCGCUGGGACGCAGUUUCAAUGGGGCUGCGCGGCUGCUGGAAGGCCUGGGGGGGCCCCUGGGCCGAGCCCGAGCUGGGGCAGCUGCCACCGCGCACUGCCUGUGCCUGGUGCGCCGUGACCUGCGCGCCGUGGCUGCCGCCGUGGCCACCGUCACCGCCUGCCAGCUGCUGCCCGACAUCCGCGUGGAGCCGUGAGAGUGGGAACGCCAGCGGGACGGUGCUGGCAGCCGCGGGGAGCUCCUGGCGUCGUUGUUGCAGCGUCGCUGUCGCUGACCUCCAGCUCCUCCCGACGGACUUGGGGGUUGUGGUUGUCGCUGAUGGCGUUCUCGCUGUCGCUGCGUUUCCAGUGUUGUGUCCCCUUGAGCUGAUGCUGCCAUCGGCAGUGCUGCCACUGAUCAUUCAGUGUUAGGGGAGAGGUUUUGUGAAGGGCACAGUGGUAUGGGAUUCCUUUCAUAAAGAUUCUGGACCUUGGUUCCCUGUCCAUAUCCAAACUAGAAUGAUAAACAGUAUUAGAGAUUCAUCUUUUGAGGAAGAACCUCUGAGCACUUGUAACUGGCAGUGCUUUGAUAUUCUAGAUAACCCAUUCCAUAAGGAGUGCUAGGUGAUGCUGACUGAUAGCAUCAAUUGUGAGCAUCCUCUAUAGAAAGUUUCCCUCUGUGGGAGUGAGGAAACAAAACGUGGUGGGGUUAUUAUGGGGUUACUAGAGUCUAGGAUUCUAGAGUCAGAGGAUUGUAUGAGGAUGCUAUGAGGAUGCUAGCUCCUGUGAGUGCAAGUUCUGUUAUUUCAGAUCCUGUGAUUGUUUCCCAAUUCCAGAUUCUUUGAUUCUGUGAUGAUUCUGGGCUUCAAAUGUGUGGUGAUUUUGAUCCUCACUAAGAGUAUGGACUCCCAGAUUUGUAGCUUUGCAAUAUGAUACAUUUCCAUAUCCACCCCGUGCAUAGCAUGUGGCAUAGUUCUGAGUGCCUGACACAAACCAAGCAAAAUCAAUUUGUGUAGGUCAUUAAAAAAUAAUAAUAAUAAAAAUAAAAUCUUUGCUGUUGUUUCUUC